Homalodisca vitripennis (glassy-winged sharpshooter) is the source of this 1282-nucleotide messenger RNA. Its product is annotated as tRNA pseudouridine(38/39) synthase. The record is from RefSeq and is a predicted model, not a curated record. Gene Ontology annotation, biological process: mRNA pseudouridine synthesis; tRNA pseudouridine synthesis. The transcript has 9 exons. Gene Ontology annotation, molecular function: pseudouridine synthase activity; RNA binding. The coding region runs from base 1 to 1233 and encodes 410 amino acids. NCBI's taxonomy places the organism in Eukaryota, Metazoa, Arthropoda, Insecta, Hemiptera, Cicadellidae. Gene Ontology annotation, cellular component: cytoplasm; nucleus.
AUGUGUGACGAGCAGGAGGAAAAUGCUGAACACCUGCUUUUUGACUGCCCUGCAAUAGCGAAGGAACUUAUCAACCGCAUUCUUCAAUUAGAAGCUCAUAACAAGCAACUGAAAAGUAUAGUAGCCAAACAGAAUGAUUCUAAAGCUAAGCAAGACAAUGAAAACAGGAAAAGGAAACGUCCAUUUGACUUUUCCAGAUUCCCAAAACAUCACAUAGCGAUUAAGCUGCUGUAUUUGGGCUGGGACUAUCAGGGGUUUGCCUCUAUUGAAGACAGUACCAAUACAAUAGAGCAUCACCUUUUUGCUGCUCUGAAAAAAUGCUGUCUAAUAGAGAGUCGGGAGAGCUCCAACUACAACAGAUGUGGCCGAACUGAUAAAACUGUCAGUGCUUUUGACCAAGUAAUUUCUCUGACAGUGCGAGCAGCCAAAGAAGGUGAUCCUCCCCUGGAAUACUGUAAGAUGCUGAACAGACUCUUACCUAAAGAUAUACGUACAAUUGCAUGGAAGCCUGUACCUGAAAACUUCAGUGCCAGAUUUGAUUGCAAGAGGAGGACUUAUAGAUAUUUCUUCCCAAGAGGGGACCUAAAUCUACAUGCAAUGCAGAAAGGAGCUGAAUACCUCAUUGGAACUCAUGAUUUUAGAAACCUAUGUAAGAUGGAUGUUGCCAAUGGCGUUGUAGCAUUUGAAAGAACAAUUGACAAGGCUGCAAUAGAGAUAAUAUCCAAAUCAAGUUGUCAUAAAGGCUCUGGAUUCGAUAUGUGUGAAUUUGUUUUGACUAGUAAAGGCUUUCUGUGGCAUCAAGUACGAUGCAUCAUGGGAGUGUUAGUUCUUAUCGGAAGGGGCCAAGAAGAUCCAGAAAUCAUUUGCCAGUUACUUGAUACCACUACAUUCCCCAGAAAACCACAAUACUGCCUUGCUGUUGGAGAACCACUCAAUCUUUUCCAUUGUGACUUUGAUUUGGACAACUGGAUAGUUGAAAAAUCUUCAAUAAAUGAAGUGGUACAAACACUGCAACAGGAAUGGGCAACACAUUCUAUCAAGGGAGUGAUGAUUGAGCAGAUGCUGAUUGGGCUGCAUCGUAUUACUGACUCUGUGAAUUUAUCUCUACAGAGUGGUGGCCUUCUACAAGGCACCCAAAGCAAAGUUUAUACACCUCUCAGCAAGAGACCCACUUGUGAAAGCCUUGAAACACGAAUUGCACAUUAUGUGGAAAAGGGAAGAAUUGAAGUUUGAAACAUCAAGAAAACAUGCAAUGUUGUUUUAAAUAAAUAAUUAAUUUUGA